Messenger RNA from Aspergillus versicolor CBS 583.65, 1183 nucleotides. Its product is annotated as DUF3425 domain-containing protein. Lineage: Eukaryota; Fungi; Ascomycota; Eurotiomycetes; Eurotiales; Aspergillaceae. The transcript is spliced from 2 exons. The record is from RefSeq and is a predicted model, not a curated record. Bases 43 to 873 code for a protein of 276 amino acids.
CUUUAAUUUCAGCUAACUUUCCUCUCUACUCUGCAAGUCACAAUGCUCCACCCUCCUAGCGUAGAUAUCAAAAUGCUCGAUGAUUGGAAAGGAGUCAUCGAUCCCAAGACCAGACGGACAUUACAGAACCGUCUAAACCAGCGAGCCCGUACUACAAAGGAAGUGGAGAACACAAACACCCUCACCCUCAAAGACAACACCAAGCCUGCACAUACAAAUACGAAUACAAUCACCUUCCCAGACCUCGACACCCUCUCCAUCCUCGGCCCCCACGCCCCAAAAUCCCGCCUCACCCUGCAGCACAUCGAAGCCCUUCUCCACACCGAAUUCCUCUCCCCUUCCCCGCGUACAGACCUCCUCCUGACCCUGAAACGGGUCAACUUCAUGCGCGCCCUACACGCCAACAUCGAUGUGCUCGGCUACUCCGCCGCAGAGAUGCACGACGAUGCGCUCUCGCAAUUCGGCACGGCGGGGCCACGCAAGCCUGGGGUAAGGAACUUCGCGCUCCUCCCACCCGCACUGCAGCCGAGCUCUAUCCAGAAAGAAGUCCCGCAUCAUCCGUGGCUGGAUCUGCUGCCGAUUGUGCGGAUGCGCGAGAAUUUGAUUCUGGCGGGGGAGUCGUAUGAUGAUGUGCGGCUUUGUAGGGAUUUGUGUGGGUAUGGGACGCAGAUUCAGAGUCAAAGCCAGAAUCAGGGCUCGGGCGAGACGGGGGUUAUAAUCUGGAGGGACCCGUGGGAUCCAGAGGGGUGGGAGGUGACGGAGACGUUUCUGCGACGGUGGGGGUGGGUUGUGGCAGGGUGUUGGGAUUUGUUUAGGGCUACGGAUCGGUGGAGGGCUGUUAGGGGGGAGCCGCCUUUGUUUCGAAUAGACUAGAGAUAGAUAUGUUUAUUAUGACUUAUGAAUGUGUACCCUACCCUAAUAAUGGAUUAAGCAGUCUCGAUCUGCUCUACGCCUAGGCCCUCGACUUUCCUGUUAACCUCUGUCUGCUCUGCGUGCUGGCCGGGCAUGACAGUCCUUCCGCCCUUGGAGGUGAACACGCCACCUGUGAAUCCUCUCUUCGUGAACAGCAGCGGGAUAUCCUCUAGCUCCAGCCCCUUGGUCUCGGGGUAGAAGAAGUACACCAUGGGAAUGAAGGCGGCGUUGAGGACAGCGAAGAUGACGAAUGUGCGCCAGCCGAUGUUCG